AAGUCACUGAUGAAUCUCCCCAUCGCCAGUUCGGACGAGCACCUCAGUUCUUCCCCUGUCGCAAGUCUGUCCGCCGGGGUUCCCUGUUAGAAAAAAAAAGUCUCGCCGCCUCGCCUCGUCCUCCGCCGCCGCAUCCCCGCGAUUCCGACCAUGGAGGGCGACAGUACCAACCUCGAUGCGGCGAUAGAGUCACUCCUGAAUGUCGAGAAGCAGAUGAGACUGGCCGGCGAUGUCGCUGGCACGCGGAAGGCCGUCAUCGACAUCGUCGAGCUUUGCUACAAAGCCGGUGCGUGGAAGACACUGAAUGACCAGAUCGUUCUCCUCUCGAAGAGGAGAGGCCAGCUCAAGCAGGCCAUUACCGCCAUGGUUCAGAAAGCAAUGGAGUACAUUGAUUUGACGCCAGACAUGGACACAUGCAUUGAGCUAAUCAAAACAUUGAGCAGCGUCUCUGCUGGCAAAAUAUAUGUCGAGAUAGAGCGAGCAAGAUUGAUCAAAAGACUUGCGAAAAUCAAAGAGGAACAGGGAAAGAUUGAUGAGGCUGCUGACUUGAUGCAAGAAAUUGCUGUCGAAACAUUUGGUUCUAUGGCAAAGACAGAAAAAAUUGCAUUCAUUCUCGAGCAGGUCCGGCUAUGUCUGGAUCGUCAAGAUUUUGUCCGAGCACAAAUUCUAUCCAGGAAAAUCAGUACUAGAGUAUUUGAUGCAGAUCCAUCAAAGGAAAAAAAGAAACCGAAAGAAGGUGACAGCAUUGUUCAGGAUGCUCCUGCGGAAAUACCUUCCCUCCUAGAAUUGAAACGCAUCUACUAUGAACUGAUGAUUCGAUAUUACUCGCACAACAAUGAUUACCUGGAGAUCUGCCGCUGUUACAAGGCAAUCUAUGAUAUUCCAGCUAUAAAAGAGGAUCCAGCAAAAUGGAUACCGAUUCUUAGGAAGAUCUGUUGGUACUUAGUGCUGGCACCUCAUGAUCCUAUGCAAUCGAGCCUUCUCAACGCUACUCUAGAGGAUAAAAACCUUUCUGAGAUCCCAAAUUUCAGAUUAUUGCUGAAGCAGCUGGUUACUAUGGAGGUCAUUCAAUGGACAAGUUUGUGGGAAUUCUACAAAAAUGAAUAUGAGAAUGAGAAGCUUCUUGGAGGAGCUUUGGGUGCCAAAACUGAAGAAGAUUUGAAGCUGAGGAUCAUAGAACAUAAUAUCUUGGUUGUCUCCAAGUACUAUUCAAGGAUUACCCUCAAGAGGAUUGCGGACCUUCUCUGCCUGAGUUUGCAGGAGGCAGAGAAGCAUCUUUCAGACAUGGUGAACUCUAAAUCUCUGAUUGCAAAGAUCGACAGGCCAAUGGGUGUAGUGAGCUUCCGUACAGCUCAAGACAGCAAUGGAGUACUCAACUCAUGGGCCACAAACCUCGAGAAGCUUCUUGACCUUGUUGAGAAGAGCUGCCACCAAAUACACAAGGAGACGAUGAUCCACAAGGCGGUGUUGAAAGCUUAGUUUUGGCUCGUGGCUUUAGGUUCCCUUUGUAGCCUCCCGUGGACAAAUUUCACAAAUUACAGGACAUGAAGCUUUCCCCUGUUUGCUUUGGCAAGAAGUAUUAGCUUUCAGCCAAAUAUUGCCAAAGCCUAUCAGAUCAAGCUUACGUUCUUGCCGCCUCAUUGACGGCAUUAGGCUUGCUGUCGUAUGGAAUUUCCAAACUUGAACUUGGAAAGUCAGUCUUUUCAAGUAAGAGUAGUAAAGUCAGUCUUUUCAAGUAAGAGUAGCCUUCCGAUUCUUGCAUCUGGUAUUUCUAUGUGCAGGAUAUUAAAUGUCGAAUCUUCAUUUUGGCACAGGAAAUGAUCAUUAUCAGAUUCACAACCUCAAUACCCACUCUGAAGAUUUUGGUUCUUGACUCCAGAGGUCCUAAUCUGGACUCGUUUGUUGACUUCAUCAAAUAUUUCCCCUGCUUGCAAAAGCUGUAUAUAGUUGUCAGUCAUUGUCUUUGGCUGCUUUUAAAUAUAAUCUGGUUAAAGUGUUUACAAAUUAUUUCUUCUUUCUCUAUACAGUCUCACCCUGUCACCCACUAUGAAAACCAGUGGUCCUCGAGCACUAUGAUAGCAGGAGGCAUGAUGUCAACUUCGCCAAUAGAGCUUCAAUGACAAUUGAGCUUCUUGGGGGUGCUCAAUUGAAAUUCCAAAGUGGGUAUGGGAGAAAUAAGAAAUUCAACAAGAAAUAGGCAUGAGGAUUUCUAUGACAGCUCAUUAUGUAAAAGCGAGGAUUUGAUGCCUAUUCACUAGAUUAUCAUGUCUUUCGUCCAAAGCCAAAAUUUUAUAUGCCUACUGUGGUUGUAGUAAUGUUUCUCCCUUCAGAUUUAUCGGGAUACUGAAAUGUUUUUGAGAUA
Panicum hallii is the source of this 2362-nucleotide messenger RNA. RefSeq names its product 26S proteasome non-ATPase regulatory subunit 12 homolog A-like. The transcript has 11 exons. NCBI's taxonomy places the organism in Eukaryota, Viridiplantae, Streptophyta, Magnoliopsida, Poales, Poaceae. The coding region runs from base 151 to 1479 and encodes 442 amino acids. Gene Ontology annotation, cellular component: proteasome regulatory particle, lid subcomplex; nuclear proteasome complex; cytoplasm. The record is from RefSeq and is a predicted model, not a curated record.